Molecule: messenger RNA, 771 nt
Organism: Glycine soja
Lineage: Eukaryota; Viridiplantae; Streptophyta; Magnoliopsida; Fabales; Fabaceae
Exons: 1
Coding region: 1-771 (256 amino acids)
Source: RefSeq, a predicted model, not a curated record
AUGGCGGUUAAAGAAUUAUUUCACUCAUCAGAUCAAGAAGCGGGAUAUGAAGAAAGCACUCUACUGCAGCAGCAGGUAGAUCCAUACGAAGAAGAAGAAACUCUAUCUCUUUCUGACCUUCCAAUUUACAGUACUAGUGGCUCAAUUUCAGCUAGAUGGGGUGGUACUGAUGAUUUCUCCAAAGAAGAUGGAAAAGACUUUGGUGGUGACCACGACGACAACAACGAUGAUAAUUUGUUCGAGUUCUUCAGUGAAGAAUUCACCACAUCAUCAACUAAUAAUUAUGCAACCGCAGAGAACAUAAUCUUCUGCGGCAAACUCAUUCCCUUCAAAAACAUUAAUAUUCCUCCACGUGCUGAUGAAAGGAAUAUUAUUAAUACUGAACGCAUGAUCAAUGUCCAAAAGGGUAUUCCAAAGCGCAGUUCAAAAGGUUCAAAGAGUAGUUUUGAAUCAUGUGACUACUCAUCGCUUGGGAAGGUGUCGCUGGUGAGGAGUCCCACAAAUUCAAGAUGGUUUUUGUUCAUGUUUGGGAUGUCAAAGUUGUCCACCACCACAGAGAUGGAACUCAAAGAUAUUAGAAACCGGCAAAGCCGCCGGAGGGGACCCGCGGCGACGAUGAUUCCGGCGCCGGAGAAUGGAAAAGAUGAGGUGGCUGUGAAGGAGAAGAGAAGCUGCAAAGGGAUGUGGAAGAUGCUGAAGUCAAUCUCUAUGGUGUUAGGUUGCCACAGUAGCAAGAUUGCAAACGACGUAGUAAAGGCUGCUUUUGUGUGA